Molecule: messenger RNA, 1140 nt
Organism: Trypanosoma grayi
Lineage: Eukaryota; Euglenozoa; Kinetoplastea; Trypanosomatida; Trypanosomatidae
Exons: 1
Coding region: 1-1140 (379 amino acids)
Source: RefSeq, a predicted model, not a curated record
AUGAUGCCUGGGGGCAACAGUGCUGUGCGAGAUAUUGUGCACACUCUCGCACUGGGCGGCGUGCGCAAUGACGCAUCGCCUGCCUCUCCAGACAAACUGGCGGCAACAGCAAUAGCCAGAGCAGCUGGAGGGCGACACAACGACGACCGGCAGCUGGGAAGAAACAGCGAGGCGGCGUCGGCGAUGGACGCAUCGAGAUUACUCUUGGAGGUGGAAACGCUGUUGCGGCAAUCCGCAUUCUCGGAGAGGGACCGCUCUACUCCGGCUGGUGCACCGUGGAACCGCCGUUUUGAGUCAUCGGCGCAACCACCACUAUCUACAACAAGAGCAGCAGCAGAAGAAGAAGCAUUGCUCCCUGCAGCCGAUGCGAAGGUGGCACCGACAGCGCUGGCAAACACAGGCGGCAGAUCGAGCACAGCAAGAGGUGGGAGCGGCAUGCUGGAGGUACCGCCACCAGACGCAUUUAGUGCUCAGUGGUGGCGCUUUCGCGAGGGGUACCAGCGCGAGUUGGCGCAACAUGUGCAGCAUGAGCCGCUGCGGCGACAAGAAGGUGGGGUGAACCACAUAAUACCACCUCCGCAGACGCAACGAGAGCUGGAGGAGGCAGAGGCUCCGCAUUGCGUGACUGACAGGAGCGGAAGCAGUGGCGGAGGGGAGCGUCGUGUUGAAGUCUCGCACGCUGCACCGGGAGCGACCUUCACUGCACCUUCUGCAACCACGUCCCUUGUCUACGAGCAACCACUACAGGCACCAUUCUCUUCUGCUGCGACGAUGCCAGUUGAUAAUGCCCGUGGCAGCUACGACGCAGAGGAGAUUCACGACACAAUUCUGUGUCUAAAGGAGGCCCGUCGGUUGCGGCGUGUGCGAUUGGCUUCGCAUGACCGUCGACACUCUGUCCCGCCUCCCGCGCCAUUAUCUUUUUGCCAACGUCUUGACAUUCCCCGCUCUGUCCACCAUGACACCGCGGAGGCACUCGAAGAGGCGAUGCGGCUGUUGCUGCAGGAGCGCAAAUGGGUUACGAUGCGCUGCACCGUCCUCUACGACCGACUUCAGCAACUUACCCAUCACUAUGAGACGAUGGUGAAUCGGCUAAAGGCGGUGUAUGGCGAUCGCCCCCUGCAGCUCGCGGCGGAAGCAUAG